AUGCCCAAGAUACUUUGCUUACACGGAUACGGGACAUCUGCCUCGAUCCUCCAGCAUCAGCUGGGCCCCUUCAUGGCAGCUGCUGAUCCCAGUUAUGAGUUCGUCUUCCUGGAAGGAGAGAUAGAAUGCCAAAAGGCCCAAGGACUGGGGCCCUUCGUGAAGGGGCCAUUCCUAUGCUACAACGAGAGCUUCGCGCCAGCUGACAUCCAGGAGUCCUGCGACCUUAUCGACGAGAUGAUACAAGCAGCCGGCCCGUUCGACGGGAUAAUCGGCUUUAGCCAGGGCGGCUCGGUCGCCCUUUCGUAUCUGCUCCAACGCCAGAUCGACGGACACCCCCCUCCCUUUCGGUGGGCCGUGUUUUUCUCUACGGUGAUCGCAUUUGCUCCCAAUGACACCUUUGGUAGCAACAUACUUGCCAAUCUUACGGACCACGAGAUCCGUCUGUUGGAUGGGUAUCCUGCUACGGAUCUCUCGUCGCUUCAUCCGCUGACCCGAGCCCUAUGCGAGACAACUGCGCAGACUUUCUACUCUGCCAAAACCGGGGGGUUUAUCUCCCCUAAUACCCCAAUCGCGGAGUUCUCUAAGCGGGAUGAUCCCUCUCAGCCGCGAGUCUUCCACCCAGCCUUGUUGGGGGACCGGAUUCCUAUUCCGACUGUGCAUAUUACCGGCCGGAAGGACAAUAGCUUGAUGGUGGGUCUCUCUGUCCUUGUACAGGGCCUAUGUGAUCAGCGUCUGAUACGAUCCUUGACUCAUUCCGGUGGCCACAAUGUCCCCCGGUCUGCGGAUGAUGUCCGUGCUGCAUGGGCUGCUGUGGAUUGGGCUAUCCAACAUAGUCAGAAGCAGCAUAUCUGGUGA
This is a messenger RNA of Aspergillus nidulans FGSC A4, 855 nucleotides long. RefSeq lists its product as uncharacterized. The record is from RefSeq and is a predicted model, not a curated record. NCBI's taxonomy places the organism in Eukaryota, Fungi, Ascomycota, Eurotiomycetes, Eurotiales, Aspergillaceae. Bases 1 to 855 code for a protein of 284 amino acids. The transcript is spliced from 2 exons.